This is a messenger RNA of Eruca vesicaria subsp. sativa (arugula), 1277 nucleotides long. NCBI's taxonomy places the organism in Eukaryota, Viridiplantae, Streptophyta, Magnoliopsida, Brassicales, Brassicaceae. The record is from the annotation of a GenBank genome assembly.
AAAAGCUUGUGGUGGCUUUCCUAAAACCCUAAUCUUUGCACGUCGUCUCUAUCCCCAAAACCCUUCUCUCUCUUCUCUCUCGUCCCUUGUGUGCGAAACCUAAGAGAAAAACAAUGACUAAGAAUAAUAACAACAACAACAACGAGGAAGAAGAGUUCGUCAGCUUCGGACACAACCUGAACACGAAGAUACGCUUUGAAGAUGCUGAUGAAGACGAAGUUGCAGAAGGCUCCGGUGCCCAAGAUGAAUCCAUGUGCGAUGCCGGAGAGAACACCGAUACAGCUGAAGUCACUGAUGAUACCACAAGCGCCGAUUACUACUUCGAUUCCUACUCUCACUUCGGAAUUCAUGAAGAGAUGUUGAAGGAUGUUGUGAGAACAAAGACUUACCAGAAUGUAAUUUACCAGAACAAGUUUCUCAUUAAGGACAAAAUUGUUCUUGAUGUUGGAGCUGGGACAGGAAUCUUGUCUCUCUUUUGUGCCCAGGCUGGAGCCAAACAUGUCUAUGCUGUUGAGUGUUCUCAAAUGGCUGACAUGGCAAAAGAGAUUGUUAAAGCCAAUGGAUUUUCUGAUGUUAUAACGGUUUUGAAAGGGAAGAUUGAGGAGAUAGAGCUUCCUACUCCUAAAGUGGAUGUGAUUAUAUCUGAAUGGAUGGGUUACUUUCUGUUGUUUGAAAACAUGUUGGACAGUGUCUUAUACGCUCGCAAUAAAUGGCUUGUUGAUGGUGGAGUCGUGCUGCCAGACAAAGCCUCUUUGUUUCUUACAGCAAUUGAGGAUUCAGAAUACAAAGAAGACAAAAUUGAAUUUUGGAACAAUGUGUAUGGCUUUGACAUGUCAUGUAUCAAGAAGAAAGCUAUGAUGGAACCACUUGUUGACACAGUCGAUCAAAACCAGAUUGUCACCGAUAGUAAGCUACUUAAGACGAUGGAUAUCUCAAAGAUGUCUUCUGGUGAUGCUUCCUUCACAGCUCCCUUUAAACUUGUUGCGCAACGCAAUGACUACAUCCACGCCCUUGUAGCCUACUUUGAUGUAUCCUUUACCAUGUGCCACAAGCUCCUGGGUUUCUCAACAGGACCAAGAUCCCGGGCUACGCACUGGAAACAAACAGUCAUGUACCUUGAAGAUGUGUUAACAAUAUGUGAGGGCGAGACAAUCACUGGAAGCAUGUCUGUUUCGUACAACAAGAAGAAUCCUAGAGACGUUGACAUAAAGCUAAGCUAUUCUUUGAAUGGCCAGCACUCCAAGGUCUCAAGGACUCAACACUACAAAAUGCGCUGA